UCUGUUCUUCCAUCUGGUUGUUUCCUGCAAACAAAAAAAAAUCCCUAUCCAUUUUUAUCUGUUAGCGCACUUGUUCUCUGAAUAAGUUUAGCUGCUCACCUUACUACUUGGUGUAGUUCUUAACAUAUCUGAACCAAACAUGGAGCAGCAACCUCAGAAGAAGAUGGUUGUGUCCAAGAAGAUCAUGAAGGUUGGGCCAUGGGGCGGCACCGGAGGGAGCCCCUGGGACGACGGCGGUCACACCGGCGUUCGUAGCAUCACCCUGUCGUACGACCGGUGCAUCGACUCCAUCGCCGUCGAGUAUGACCGGAACGGCGUCGCCGUCGCCGGCGAGCGGCACGGCGGCGCCGGCGGCAACCAGACCACCCAGAUCAAGCUGGGCUUCCCGGAGGAGUACCUGACGGCGGUGAGCGGGCACUACGCGGCGGUGGCGCAGGGCGGCGCGCCGGCGGUGAUCAGGUGGCUGGCGUUCAGGACCAACCGGAGGGAGUACGGGCCGUUAGGCGGCGGCGCGGCGGAGGGCACGCCGUUCGCGUUCCCGGUGGACGGCGGCGCCAUCGUCGGGUUCUGGGGGAGGAGCGGCCGGCAGCUCGACGCCGUCGGCCUGCACGUCGCGCCGCUGCGGCCGGAGACCAUGUACGAGAAGGCGCACAAGCUCGGGCUCAUGGCGUACCGCUCGGUCCGGCAACGCUUCGGGCCUCAGCAGCAGCAGCAGGUGCAAGUGCAACAUCACAACAGCUUUGCACUCUCACAGAGUGGCAGAACUUUCUAGAGCUUCCGCUUGUCAGAAACUCACAAUGCAAAAUCAUCUCCCUCACGGGUUCACAUUCUCUACCAUAAUAACAUUAUCAUUGCAAAUACUUCAAAAUAUUUGACACUAUUGACUUUUUAGUACGUGUUUGACUAUUCGUCUUAUUCAAAAAAAUUUAAGUAAUUAUUUA
Molecule: messenger RNA, 941 nt
Organism: Oryza sativa Japonica Group (Japanese rice)
Lineage: Eukaryota; Viridiplantae; Streptophyta; Magnoliopsida; Poales; Poaceae
Product: jacalin-related lectin 19
Molecular function (GO): carbohydrate binding
Source: RefSeq, a predicted model, not a curated record